Molecule: messenger RNA, 225 nt
Organism: Macrosiphum euphorbiae (potato aphid)
Lineage: Eukaryota; Metazoa; Arthropoda; Insecta; Hemiptera; Aphididae
Source: the annotation of a GenBank genome assembly
AUGAAUAACACAGUCAAGGCAUCGAAAUAUGAAAAUAUUUCUAUGCAAUGGACGGAAGCGGUGACAGUGGUUCUAUGGGAUGAAGAAGUCGGUGCUUGGCUAGACCACGAUAUGUUUAAUAAGAAAAAACGAAAUAACUCUUUCCCGACCAGUAUACCACCGCUUAUGCCGGGUGCUACAAAAACAGCAAACUUUUGUAUAAAGGGUUCUGAAUUAUUUGAAUAA